UAGAACGGUAUGCAGUGGAUAUCGGAUUUAGGUCAUGAAGUGAGGUUUUUAGGCAUGGAAGACCAUGCCACUGUUUGUGGGUUAGACGACUCUCUGUGUAACUCUGUGCCGGCCGUCAGUCCGUGAUCACAAUGUCCACACACUCGACUGCCAGAACAAGAAACAGCAUAAUAGUGACAACAUUCAACUGAAGGGAAAGAAAGGUGAAUUUAUUAAGUUUUCAGAACUUCUAUAAGAAAAAGAACAAAACCAGAAGACUACAAAAGAACAUUUUGGAGCUACCAUGAUUACAACAAGCCGCCGAAAGCAGACUAAGCCAAUCCGUGUGUACGAGGACUAUGGAUCAAUACUUCCACCCGUGACGGCCCCGGGGGAGCAGUACCCGUAUUCGAAUGGUAGCAGUGCAGCGCGUGACGACAGCGGCACACAGGAUGAUGACAUGCCAAUGGAUCUCCACAUCUCCAUCAUCUCAUGCAGCAGGUGUCCGGAAACAUUCCCCACCCAGGACGAUCUCGCUCGCCACACGGCCGCCAUUCACACGAAGCCGCCCAGUUUGGAGAAACCGAAGGAGGAAGAUAAAGGUUACCCAACCGCGUACCAUCGACUGGGCCGUGAGUUCCAACAGGAGACCACGUUCUUGAAUGGUCAUGAAGACCAGACGGUUCCUGUCAGUGACAUGCUGCCGGACCCUAGCCAGCCAGACUGUAAAGAACUGUUGGGAGUACCUGUUAGUAAAGGUGAUGGGAGCAGGAUCUUUCACCAGGAUGCAUUCUGUGAACUGUGUGAACGAGAGUUCUGCAAUAAGUAUUUUCUCAAGACUCACAAAGCCAAUAAACAUGGAAUAUAUGAGAACUCGACAUCUCCGUUCAGCAUGAAUUCUACAUCGGGAUCAUCUCCAGUCAGUAUGGUCAUGCCUCCAGAGCCACCCAUGCAGUUACCCAUUUCGUUAAAAGUGGAGCAACCUUUGUCCAAACCAAUUCUUGCAUUUCCAAAAAGUGAGCCAAAGCUUUCAACCACUGUUAAACUGGAGGCAACAAAACCUGAAGUCCCAAUUCAGAAGCCAGCGCCAGAGAUAAAGAGAGAACCAGUUGUGAACAAAGUACCCAACACCAGCGUCAUCACCACUGCUGUUGUCACUACCACCACCAGCAGCAGCAGCAGCAGCAACAACAACAACAACAACAGCGCAUCUGUCCCAAGACUGGAUAUGGAAGACUACUGUGAAAUUUGUCAGAAACAUUUUUGCAACAAAUACUACCUCAAGAAACACAAGCAAGAUGUCCAUGGUAUUGUGCCUGAAAACCCAACCACACCGCAGUCUGGCAAACGUAGACACAUACCUUCUUCUAUUGCAGGACUCGAUGGUCUGCCAACAAUGUCGGCAGUGUCCACCUCGUCACAGAUGAUCCUGCCUCCACCUGUUGUGAAUAUGGGUCUGCCGAACAUGCCUCUGAAUAUGCCAGGUGUUAUGGUCCUGAACCCUUUCAUGCCUCCUGUUGCUAUCAUUUCCGCACAAUCACUGCUUCCCCAGCAGCCAGGCCACAGCCAGCCGUCUGCCAUCAUCUCCCAGCCACUGCCUGUGUGUUCUGUUUCUGAGGCGCCUUGUAUCACGGCAGCCUCCAUCAUCACCACAUCCACUUCGACAUCCUCUCCUCAUGACUCCUCAGGUAACUUGGAACAACAGUCCAAGAUGCUGCCUUCAGUUACAAAUGAUGCACUUCGGGGAAUUGGUGUUCUCAAUGCUGAAGCCUAUUGUGAACUUUGCCGGAAAGAGUUCUGUAACAAGUACUUUCUCAAAGUGCACCGAGCCAAUAAACAUGGAAUAUUCAGUGACGACCUCUGUUCUUCAUUACCAUUUGGAAUGUCUUGUGAAGCGCUUGAUGCCUCAAUGCUAGCUGGUGUCAAGAUGCCUUUAAACAUGAAGAUGGAACCUGGAUCACAGCCUAGUCCAAACGCUGCUUCAAACUCAGAAUCACCAGUUACAUUCUGCAACCUUUGCAAUACAGAGUUCUCCAGUAAGUAUUCAUACAAGAUCCACAGAAUGAACGUACAUGGAAUGCUUAACGAGAGUCUGUUUGAUGGAUCAGACUUACCCAUGUCGGCCACUGACCUCAGUGGUUCAGAAGGACUGUUGAAGGUUGCAGCUGAAGCUCAUAUGGCUGAAUUGAAAGCAUCUGGCACUGGAACAAGUAGUGCAGGAGAUACCAGUGCUACAACUAUAUUUGGCAACAUGAUAGCUGCAAAGCUAGCCGAUAGAGUCAUCUGUGACAUCUGCAAUAAAGAACUAACCAACAAGUAUUUUCUCAAGGCCCAUAAGCUCCGAGUUCACGGCAUUGAUUUGAGUCCACAGGAAAAGGCUGCAGAGGCUGCUGCAGCCGCAGUAUUUGCCAGUGGGAAGCAGAUACCAAUCUCUGCAUCAGGGAUGAAGAUUCCUGUUUCAACCCCCAAGGACCAGAGAGAUCUGUCCAUCAUCACUGCGGAAAUGAUAACCCAGGAUAUCCUGCAGCGGUCCCAAACUCUUAACCUGAGUAAGAAGCAGCAUGACUUGAGUCACCUCACUCCAGAAUCUUCAACUGAAAAACCAUCCAGUGAUGAGCUUGUCAAGCUGGGCAUUGAUCCUGAGGCGUAUUGUGAAAUCUGCAAGAAGGAAUUCUGCAGCAAGUACUUUCUGCGAACACACAAGUUGAACAUUCAUGGCAUUCGUUCAGACAAACUAGAUAGUGAACCAGCAACAAAAGUCAGCAUGCCCUACAGCAGUGCUCCAAAAAACAUUCUGCCAAAAUCUUCAUCCAUGGGAAUGUCCAAUAUCCCCAACACAGUGAACAAUCUGACAAGCAGUUUCCAUAACAGCCUUUUAAGCAGCAGCCUCUUCAGUAUGGCGGGAUUCAAUCCAUUUGGUGCACAAGGAGGAAUGCCUGGAUUUCCUGGUCUGCCAGGAUUUCCAGGAAUGCCAAGCUUACCUGGACUCAAUCUGACCUCAAGCCUCUUUGGAAAUACUCAUAGUAUCAGCAGCAGCAGCAGCAACAGCAAAUUAAAGGACCACUUGAAGGAGAGUCGCAGCAGUAAAGAGACAUCUGGGAACAACUGCAGUAAGGAAGGCCCCGCCAUGAGUCCAGUGACUACUAAUUCAGCCACUAGCCCAGUCACCAGUUCAGCCAGUGGUUCCAAUAUUAAUGGCAACAGUAGCAGCAAGAGUAAGGAAGGUUUUGAGCGUCACACAUGGAGAUGGAAGGAACCGGCUAAUUCUUCCAGAGUGUCAUGUGAGAUCUGCAAUAAGGAGCUGUGUAAUAAGUACUUUUUGAGGACACACAAACUAAACAAACAUGGAAUAGUUCCCAGUGUAGGAAGCAACUCCCCUGCACCAUCGGACACUGAAACUGCCAGCAAUGCUUCAUCGAGUGAAAAACCUGAUCUUGGUAUGCCUGACAAGAAUGGGCAGACACCAUCUCACACCCCUAAACAAGACCACUCUCCACUACCAUCACCAGGUGAAGACAAAUCGGAGAAACCUUCUAGUUUAUUCAAACCAACCCAGCUGUUCAAGUUUAAGGCGGAAGAUGACAUUCUUAACAGCCGCAGUUACAACAGCUUUGCAGAGAUUUGUAACAUUUGUGAUCGUCGCUUUAAGAAUGACCACUGGCUGAAGGCACACAUUAUGAAAGACCACAGUGGCUGGCCAAUGAUGGACAUGUACAAGUUUGGUGGUUCCACACCCACAAUUGAAGGGUCUGUCCUGGGAGUCCCUGACCCUAAGACCUGCCAGGUAUGUGGACUCCAGUUCCCCAGUGAGCUCUCCAUGCAGCUUCACCUGAUCCAGGAGCACAAUGCACAGGUCACUCUCAAGGAAGAUGGCGACGCAUCGGCUAGUGGUGAUGAAUGUCCGGUCACUAAUUUUGGCUACGGUCUUGGAUUUAAAAAACGGGUAUCCAGAACAGACAAGCUGAAGAUGUACGUCUGUCUGAUCUGCAACUUCAAGACAAGGUGGAUCUCGAACCUCUAUGAGCAUGAGAAGACUGUGCAUAAUGUAUAUAAGAAUACCAAGUUGUGUCCUAAGUCAUUCCCAAGUAAACAUGUGGUGAAUCGUCAUGCGGAGAACAUGCAUGGGGACAAACCUCUUGAUAUCUCAAGCUCAGGGAGUAGGAAAGUGUCACAGCCAAUUCGCAGAUUUAGGUGUGUCAUAUGUGGGGAGAGAUUCCUGUCGCGUGCUGUCUGCAAUAAGCACUUGAGACAAGUGCACAUUCGCAGCCUGAAGGACUUUAGUCCACCAGUGAAGUCAAAGCAUUCGUGCAGCAUGUGUAAGUUUUCCACAUUCUACCCUCAGCUGCUGCAGCACCACACAAUUCGAAGUCAUGAUCAAGCUCAGACCCAGUUUAAGACUGUAAAUCACAAACAUGAACAGCUGGAUGAGUUUGAUGAUGAGGAGGAUGACAAGUUGGUCGUUAGGAAGGAGAUCAUCGUCAACAACGUCAGUGACGCCCCAGUCGUCCAGAGCUUCAACUUGGACGUGAAAAAGCCAGACAGUAUUUUCUUGCCAGCUGUUGCUAAGAUGCCAGUGCGUGAGAAGGUGGACAAGGUGAUGGCUGUGACCUUUGUCCUAACACCUGUUAACCCUUAAACUGCUAUCUGCAUGUAGCCUUCACAUUGAGUGAACUUGUUGUUCGCAUACCUCAGGAAAUUUGUGUGAUGUCUAGGUCCACAAUUUGUGAGUGCAAUUAUUAAGUUGUUUUUUUGUUUUUUUUCUCCAUUUUUAAAAAUCAUUUGACAUUGUGAUUGACUUCCAAAACAAACAAGCAUGUGUGUCCGUGUGUGGUGUGCUCCAGUAUAUCGUGUGCAACUAUUUUCUUUUAACAUAUAUAGAGUUAAUCUGAGAUUCAGACCUCGAUCUGUGUUUGUGUGAAGGCAGCAUAUUCCUCCCCAUUAGAAAGUAACUUGGUUGUUUCUUUAUGUCCGCUUUAUGAUGGCUGUACUUUCACCAUAUGAUGAUGAUAAUAAUAAUACUGUGAAUAAAAUAAUGGCAUGGAAAAACAACCAACCUACUUUCUUAUACCUACAUGAAUCUCAGUAUUAAAUGCAUAUUAUAUGAAUGACACUGAAUCCAAGCAUAAUGAAGUCAUAAAGCAGUAAUGAAGUUGUGGCUUUGAUCUUUGAUCAUGAUUUGCAUUAAAAGAAACCAUGUCCAUAUUAAUUUACACAAUUUAAAAUGUCAGUAUAGUUCUUCACACUGGUUGAUAUUAAUGCAAUAUUUAUUUUCCUGUUUUUGGCAAUGUUUUUUGACUGAAAAUGUAACAAUAUUCCGACUGUUUAUUUAUUUUGCUGUGUAAUACUCCUUGGCUGUUAUUACCUGCUGUGCAGAUAUCCUCCAUCCACUGAGCUGGAUCCCAUUGUUAUUGGCAUUACUAUCAAACUAUAUUGGAGACUUCUUGACCGUCACAUAUCUUGAGGUGAUGAUACAUGCACAAAAUAUGUUAUCAUUUUUCAGUAACCAAGAUUUAUACUUGCUGUUCAUUCCCUUCCAAUGAAAUUGUCAAAUCCAUUAUUAUAUUCAAAAUCAUAUAGCCGUGCAAGAUGGAGUCCAAGUGAAUUUCCAACAAAGACUAUUGGCCUGUACCAUUGUCAACAUGGUCACAUGAAGUUUGAAAACUAGGUGUCCACACUAUAAGAAUAUUGGUAUGAACACUAUAAGGAUAUCUAGUGUCAGCAUGAUGAUAUCAGGUGUCAACACGGUGAUGAUAGCAAGUGUUGACAUGGUUGUAUGAAAUUUCAAAACUGAUACCAAGUGUCAGCACUACAAUGGUGUCAGUGUCAGUCAACUGUGAUGUUGCCCAUUGUCAACACUUAUGAUAUCCAGUGUUCAACACUGUCAAUAACAUGAGUUGACUGAUAGGUCUAGAUUUCUAAAAGACUGCCAUUUAAGAAUGCCAUGAAAAAGAGAAAUCUUCACAGUGUGUAACUGAUAAUCACUAAUCAGGUUCUUUGUUCCCAGAUCAUUGCCCCCUCCCUCCCUUCCCCAAACAUUGCCCCCUCCCUCCCUUCCCCAAACAUUGCCCCCUCCCUCCCCCAGGCAUUGCCCCUUCCCACCCUCCCUCCCUCUACACUGUUGUUUCAUAAUCUGCCCUCCAGUCAGUGAUCAGUGUUCUCAUCAAAACACUGGCACUGAGUUUAUUUUCUACUCCUCAGUUUCUCUGUUUAAACUAAUCUCUUGUCAUCCUAUUAGGGGGAUUCUAGUGUAAUGUUUCAUUCUGUCCUUUAUUGGGAACAACCUGCAUAUCAUUAUGUUGACAAACACUAGGCUUUAACUUGUUGACCAUAUUGUCAAACAUGAACUAAAGUUAGAUUUGGACGAAACACUUGGCCUUGUAGUCAUCCAUGUUAUUCCUAACUAGUUCAUCUUUUAUUCACACAGUUUGACAAAAUUAUGAUCAUAUUUUUUGUCCAGCUGGGAAGGAUUUGAACUUUCAGACAUAGUAAUUGUCAUGAGUUUUCCUUCACUCCCUCAAGUGUUCUAGCAAAACUUAUUUAUUAUAUUAUCAGAAAACCCCCUAAGAAAUAGCUCUGUUGUAAAAAUCUUGCCCACAGUUUAUAAAAGUGUAUGUCCAUAAGUAAUAGUUUGUUUGACAACACCCAUCAUAAUAAGCAUGCACUCUUUGAGAUGGAACUUGAUGGAAACCUUAAUCAGAGGAGCUGUGUUUUCUAAUCAGUCAUAUGGUCUUGUUUUUGCCAUGUUUUUGUUGGAUAUUCUCUACCCUACCUAAUAAUCUGUUCCUUGUAUAUAAGCUUGCAUGACCUUUUACACUUUAAACCCAAAAGGUCAUGUUUGCAGACUGGUAAAACACUUGAGUUAUUACACUGGUUGCCAAGUGCUAUCACAGGCAUUGGAUUUCAACAUGCUGUUGUAAAAUUAAAAUUGUUGCAGUGUGUUAAAAUACGCUAAUAAAGGCUAAAAUAAACAAGUUUAAAAUUGGCUAUUAAACUAUUAGUGGACUGUUUCAACUUAAAGGGACAUUCUAUGUUGCUCUUGUCCAUUUAUACUUACGUCCAUAGAAUUGUCCGUCCAUGUUAUGCAAUAUUUCAAUACUUGUUUCAGAAUUUGAUUCAAAACCUAAUGCAAAAGUAUCUUAAUUUAAAAGCAUUAAGAGAUCACUAAAACUAAACACAGGGUUUUAGGUCACAGUGAAAAUUUAGAACUUGUGUCAGCUUACUGAGGAAAUGAUUUGUUUAUCAUUAUUCACUCGAUGUAUGUAUGGAAGACUAGGUUUUAUUUCAACACUAGGAAAGUCAUUCCAGCACUGACACAUUUUCAAACAACAGUCAAAAACAAAAUACUGACUCACACUUGAUUUGUAUUUUGUUCGUGUUUUGUUCAUCUAAAUAUUUUUUAAAUUUGAUAUGGAGUCAGGAUGGAAAACCAAUCAUGGAUGUGAAUUUAUGAUAAACAAGUUAUUUUUGUGUGGCUUUUUCAAGAUCAAAAAUAGAGUAAUGGUUUCGUGUUGAUAGUUUUAACACUGAUUGUAGUAUUAUGAUGGUUGGAGGUGCAAGCUGCAAUCAUGUUUUUUUUUUCAACAACAAAAUUUAUAAACUGUUCAGCCAUUUUGUUUUCUAGUAUUUGAUUUUGUGAUUGGUUGUUAUGAGGUUUGAUAAAUUAUUCCUUUUAUCUGAGAUGGCUAGACCUGAUCUACUUGAUUGUUUGAAAGAGUUUAGUAUUUAUUUUACAGCUGACUAUUGGACUGAUUUUGCCCAUGUUUCAUCUUUGACGUGUGUUUUUUUCAAUACAUAUAUGUAUAUGGCAAUAUUGUGAUCUUUAAGUUAUCUUCGUGUGUGCAGCGUGUGUGAGUUUGCCUAUCAGGAUUGUUACUGUUUAUUUUUUCAUCAAUGACUAUUUCAAUUGUAUUAUAUAAUGUAUAACUUAUACUGUGUAACAUUCUCCUUGGAGUGACAUUCACACUGUAGUCGAGUAGAGAGAGUGAGCGUGCGCGAGAGAAAGCUGUUGAGCAAUCAUUAUCCUGCCUUUUCCCUUUGUAUUUUAUUCCACGGUUGAACAGAUUUCUAUAUUCACUUCCUGAUCACCAUCGUGUGUUAAUUAUUCUCAUUUUUAAGUGAAACAUUUUCCGUGUGCCCAUUACCUAUUUUUGAUAUGCACGUUUGCAGCCACACCCAUUGCUAGCCGAAGUCUUCACCUUUUGUCAAAAUUUAUGGAAAGUUUAAUAUAUAAAUAUAUAUAUAGUCUACAUCAUUUUAUUACAGUGUAUGUGUGUUUAUAAUUGGGCAGUUUAGUUUUUGAAUAACAAAAUGUGCUGUGUGUGUGUGUAUUAAAUAAUAACUCUGGGAGAUUUCUGUGCUUUCACUUGUUCUCAUCGGUACCUUGUGGGGAAUUUCAUUGUUUUAUUUAUGAUGUUGCCACGGUUUCCAGACUUCGUUGCUUUAUUCAUACUCCAUUAUUUUAAGCCCGUCUGCCAGUUCUGUCGUUUUGAAUCUAGAAUUAAUAUGUCGUGUCUCUAAGCUAAAGUGAUUUUGGAAUUGGGGAUUUUAUUUGAUGAAUUCAAAGUGUAUGGAAAUUAUGGAACUUGUCACAGUAAAUUGUCGUUUUGUGACUUAGGGAUAUUUUGGCUUUUUGAGUCCAUUUAAUGUAGCGUCCAUUUAGUGUGUGCUAAUGGACUUCAUUUACAUUGAAUACAUAGAAUUAAACAUUAUUUUAAAAUAAAGCCCAUUUCUAUUUUUUUUCAUUUCUGAUGAAUAUGAGUUAUCAUGAUUUUCAUCCCCCUAAAAAUUGAUUAUUGAAAUUAAAAGAUGUUAAUGUAAUCCUUCCAGACUUGCUUUAAUUGAAUUCAUCUAAAAUAUUUCACUGGACUUCAUGGAAUUAUGGCAGUUUAUUUUGUACAGUAGCUGGGUUUGGUGAUUCUUCUAAUGUUGAAAGACCACCAUGAGAAAGUAAUGUUGCCCAAUCAUUGUAAUUAACGCAUAUUGGCACUAAUAACUUUAUUAUUACACCAUGUGUAAUAGAGUCAUUAUACAUUUAUUUUGCAUAUGUUUACUGUUACGGUCAUUCCAGGUCAGUUCAAACAGUUUUUUGAAAAUUCCCCAUGUAGACCCUUUAAAAUGUUUUGCAUACAUACACAAUAAUACAUAUUAUGAGGCUUUUGGGGGGCAAACAUAUUUACCAUUCACUAGAAUUAGCAAAAACAGACAUAUUUACCAUUCACUACAAUUAGAAAAAACAGACAUAUUUACCAUUCACUACAAUUAGCAAAAAGAGACAUAUUUACCAUUCACUACAAUUAGAAAAAACAGACAUAUUUACCAUUCACUACAUUUAGAAAAAAGAGCCAUAUUUACCAUUCACUGCAAUUAGAAAAAAGAGACAUAUUUAUCAUUCACUAGAAUUAGAAAAAGGAGACAUAUUUACCAUUCACUACAGUUAGAAAAAAGACAUAUUUACCAUUCACUAGAAUUAGCAAAAACAGACAUAUUUACCAUUCACUACAAUUAGAAAAAACAGACAUAUUUACCAUUCACUACAAUUAGCAAAAACAGACAUAUUUACUAUCACUACAAUUAGAAAAAACAGACAUAUUUACCAUUCACUGCAAUUAGAAAAAAAGACAUAUUUACCAUUCACUACAAUUAGAAAAAAACAGACAUAUUUACCAUUCACUACUUUUAGAAAAAAGAGACAUAUUUACCAUUCACUACAAUUAGAAAAAACAGACAUAUUUACCAUUCACUACAGUUAGAAAAAACAGACAUAUUUACCAUUCACUGCAAUUAGAAAAAAGAGACAUAUUUACUAUCACUACAAUUAGAAAAAAAACAUAUUUACCAUUCACUAGAAUUAGCAAAAACAGACAUAUUUACCAUUCACUACAAUUAGAAAAAACAGACAUAUUUACCAUUCACUACAAUUAGAAAAAAACAGACAUAUUUACCAUUCACUGCAAUUAGAAAAAAGAUACAUAUUUACCAUUCACUAGAAUUAGAAAAAAGAGACAUAUUUACCAUUCACUAGAAUUAGAAAAAAGAGACAUAUUUACAUUCACUACAAUUAGAAAAAACAGACAUAUUUACCAUUCACUGCAAUUAGAAAAAAGAGACAUAUUUACCAUUCACUACAAUUAGCAAAAGAGACAUAUUUACCAUUCACUACAAUUAGAAAAAGGAGACACAUUUACCAUUCACUACAAUUAGAAAAAAGAGACAUAUUUACCAUUCACUACAAUUAGAAAAAAGAGACAUAUUUACUAUCACUACAAUUAGAAAAAAGACAUAUUUACCAUUCACUACAAUUAGCAAAAAGAGACAUAUUUACCAUUCACUGCAAUUAGAAAAAUGAGACAUAUUUACUAUCACUACAAUUAGAAAAAAGACAUAUUUACCAUUCACUACAAUUAGCAAAAAAAGACAUAUUUACCAUUCACUGCAAUUAGAAAAAUUAGACAUAUUUACCAUUCACUACAAUUAGAAAAAACAGACAUAUUUACCAUUCACUACAUUUAGAAAAAAGAGCCAUAUUUACCAUUCACUGCAAUUAGAAAAAAGAGACAUAUUUAUCAUUCACUAGAAUUAGAAAAAGGAGACAUAUUUACCAUUCACUACAGUUAGAAAAAAGACAUAUUUACCAUUCACUAGAAUUAGCAAAAACAGACAUAUUUACCAUUCACUACAAUUAGAAAAAACAGACAUAUUUACCAUUCACUACAAUUAGCAAAAACAGACAUAUUUACUAUCACUACAAUUAGAAAAAAAGACAUUUACCAUUCACUACAAUUAGAAAAAACAGACAUAUUUACCAUUCACUGCAAUUAGCAAAAAGAGACAUAUUUACCAUUCACUACAAUUAGCAAAAAGAGACAUAUUUACCAUUCACUACAAUUAGCAAAAAGAGACAUAUUUACCAUUUACAACUUUAGCAUUCAGUUUGUAUAGUAUAUGGGACAUGGUAAUAUGGUAUGAUUUGAUUGUGUGUGUGUGUUAAAUUGACCCACAGACUUAUGAGCAGAUUUUGAAAAAAACAAGACAGUAUGACAUUUUACAAUCAAUACAGCUAGAGAUAAAUCAUUAAAAAAAAACAUUAAAAAGAUUUAAUUUAUGACUAAAUUGCUAUAAAAUGUCAGUUACAGGAUACUUAAAUUAUUGAUUUUUAUUUUAUUUAAUGUGCUGCAAUAACUCAUUCUGACAUUUGACAAAAAGAAAAAGAACAAACCAUUUUAAAUAGUACUAGAUGUGCAUUUGAAAAAAAUAACAAAAACUAUUUUUAUCUCUGGUGUAAAAGUACAUACACAAGUUACAAGUUACUCAGUUUGUAUUUUAAAUAACAAAACAUUUUACAGCAAACAAUACUUUGUCAUUUGGUUAUUUACUGUUUUAUUAAUCUACAGAUUCAUUUGCAUUUUAUUAAUAACCAUUUUUCAAAAUAUCUAAAUAUGCUGGGUUAUUUUAAUUAUUAAUAAAAUAUUACUUUUUUUUAAAGUUAUUUGAAUUUUUUAUUGAAAUACAUUUUUUUAAGUUGAAUAGCAUUCUCUUAUAAGGUUUGAAAUUAACCUGCAUUCCACAUAAUGUAGUACUAGUACUAUAGUUGCUGGAUCAAUUUCAGUGUUAAUAUUCGCAGUGUACAGACAGUUUAUUGAAAUUUCAACCAUGCUCCAGUGAACGCAUUUCAAUGUAUUUUCUGGGUGUGGCUCAGGAUUAAAUGCUUGGCUGCAGUCUAGUCACGAAUAUGUCGGUAUAUUACGGUAUAUUAUGGGAAUUAUGUGUAUUUAAUAUGUCGGUAUAUUACGGGCAUUAUGUGUAUUUAAUAUGCGUGUAUUUAAAUUAAACUGCCAUGGAUUUCCUGCUGCUUUUGCUGGUACAUAUACCGUACAUGUAAACCUAUUUACAUAAUUUGCAUGCAGCAGUUUAUUGGUGAAAUAAAUCAAUUUAUUUUCAUGCAAACUGAUUAAUACAAUGUAAUAUUUUUAUACAAAAUGUUAUUUUUGUUGUUUCAAAUUUAAUGGGUUUUUUAAAGAAUCAAAUGUGAAUGUAAAAUGAAUUAUUUAAUUUGAAUUUUCAAGGAACAGUAAUUUUAAAUAUGUCAUGUUUUCACAUUUAUAGUUUUUGUGGUACAGUACAAAAACCUAGUUAUUAAUGGUUUUUAUGACCCCAGGAAAUCAACAAGUGUGCUUUGUCUCAUGUGCUUUGUUCAGUGCUUUACCUGCCUUCCACCUGUAAUGUGCUUCUGGUGUGCAUGAACAAGUACUUUAAAGAACUGUAAAUGUAAGAUAAUUUAUAAAUAUAACAGAACCUAUAGACAUUGGAGAAUCUGUAAAUGUAAGAGAAUCUAUAAAUGUAAGAGAAUUUAUAAAUGUAAGUGAAUUUAUAAAUAUAAGAGAAUUUAUAAAUGUAAGUGAAUCUAUAAAUAUAAGAGAACCUAUAGACAUUAAAGAAACUAUAAAUGUAAGAGAAUCUAUAAAUGUAAGAGAAUUUAUAAAUGUAAGUGAAUCUAUAAAUAUAAGAGAACCUAUAGACAUUAGAGAAACUAUAAAUGUAAGAGAAUCUAUAAAUGUAAGCGAAAUAGAUAACUAUAAGAGAACUUACAGAUAUAAGAGAACCUGUAAAUGUAAAGAUAACAAACUGGUAACUGCUGCCUUAUGACCAUGUCAGUGUUUUAAAUCUGAUUCACCCUUACUGGUUCCUGUGCUGAUACUUACCAACCUACUCUCUUAUUUCUACUUCUACUUUCAUUUUUCACCUUUCAUCUUUGACCUUUUUGCUGUUAGUCUGGAAUCCGUGAACAUCUGUAAUAAAAGUGAUCAGUGUUACAUGUGAUAUUUAUAGAAUUAACACACUGAAAGAAAUCCCCCACAAGGUACAGUUUUAAACUUGUGCUAGCACAUUGUACCCAGUGUUUCAGUUGUGACCCCGCCCUCUUACCUGUCAAUCAUGUGUGUAUUCUUAUAAAACUCUAUUUUUAAACUCAAGAGUUAAAACAACAUCUUUGAAAUGUUUACAGGGCAUGUUUUUUUUGUGUAGGUCUAGUCUGUUCUGGUCAGAUGAGGCUGGUUGACCGGAAUAAAACCCAAUAUAACCCUGAUACCUCAUGCAAGCAAGCGUAAUAUAAAUAUAGUAUCAACAAUAUGUGUAUUAUUAUCUAUAGUGUACAUCUGUUUGUAUAUAACCAACCCAGAUGUUGAUGUAGGGUUUUAAACUUUAAGUGAACAUGAUUGUAGUGCAUAAUGUUAGCUGUCUAUUUGAGUCAGUACUUUACAUGUAGGUUUGUGUAACUCGGUACAGCCUUCAGACAAGGGGUCACGUAACCCUUCCAAGGCCAAGUCCAUGCAAGUGUGUUAAGCCAGUCAGUGCCAAGUCGAGGAGUUUGAUCAGUCUUUCAAGUGUCAUGUACAUGUUAGUUGCAGUAGUAUUACUCUGAUACUGAUGAAAGUCUCAACAUAGAAACAAAAACAUAAUAUUGUAUUUGUGCACAACAGAAUCCAAGGGAUACUUUGACAAAUGGUACUCAGUUUUGUAAUGGAUAAAAAGUAAAACCCUAUUAAAAUCAGCUGGUAUUUGUUGAGAAAGUUUGAAUGUUUUCGUUAAGAAUGAAAUCAGAUGUGAUACGUUUUUAUUUAUACAAACUUAAUUAUACAUUAGAAUGAAAUAAAAUAUGUGUGAUUACAUCUUAUAAAGUUGACAUUUCAAUUGCUGUAAAACUGUAAGGAACAGUGUUCAAAUUGGUGAGGUCCUGCAAAUAUGACCAUUUUAAAAUUCUUGUCUCUCACACGUGUAGGGAUAAGUAAAUGGGAGUUGAUUAUAUAAAAGUGUUUUAAGAGUUAAACUGCAGUCCAUUAAUCACAGCAUCCCACUGGCUGGAACUGAUCAAACUGCGUCAGUAGGGAUGACUAAAUGGAGUUGAUUAUAUAAAAGUGUUUUAAGAGUUAAACUGCAGUCCAUUAAUCGCAGCAUCCCACUGGCUGGAACUGAUCAAACUGCGUCAGUAGGGAUGACUAAAUGGAGUUGAUUAUAUAAAAGUGUUUUAAGAGUUAAACUGCAGUCCAUUAAUCACAGCAUCCCACUGGCUGGAACUGAUCAAACUCCGUCAGUAGGGAUGACUAAAUGGAGUUGAUUAUAUAAAAGUGUUUUAAGAGUUAAACUGCAGUCCAUUAAUCGCAGCAUCCCACUGGCUGGAACUGAUCAAACUCCGUCAGUAGGGAUGACUAAAUGGAGUUGAUUAUAUAAAAGUGUUUUAAGAGUUAAACUGCAGUCCAUUAAUCACAGCAUCCCACUGGCUGGAACUGAUCAAACUCCAUCAGACAGGUCACUUCAUUGGGUCAGUCAAUUUAGAAAAACCAACAGUACAUUGUGUUGUGUUAUAUUGCAUAAUAUUAGCUGAUUUGAUGAUAGUUGUAACUGGUCCCUGGUUGUGUGUGGAGGCAAACACUUGGCAGGCCAGUUAGUGUGUUGUGUCUUAUUUAAAUUAUUUAUAUCUUCUGUCUCUGUUUCAUUAUUUUAUUCAACACUCAGGUUUCAGUGUGUCCAUGUGUGUGUGCGUGCGUGCAUGUGUGUCUUAUUUAAUUGUUAGUGUUUAACUCGUUAAUAUAUGUGGGUACAAAUAUUGUAAUAUAGUUUGUGGGUACUACAGAUAUGGCAAUAGAUUUAUUACUUUAACACUUAUACUAUCAUUUGAUACAAACUACUGUAAUUUUAAUGGCUUAUUUAAUAAUAUUACCAUUAUAUAAUUAUGAGAUUUUGUUCUGUAUGGUAUAUUAUUAAAACCCUGAACAUAAAAUUAAAAACCAGGCUGCUGUUCAAAAUGCAUUUUAUUUAUUUAUGCGCCAAAACCAAGUUAUGAAUGAAAUGUAAAUUAGAAAAGAUUUUCAGUCCUGUUCAUACAUUUGCAACAAAGCAUGAAAAUCUUUAUUUGUAAGAUUAUUUAUUUGAUUUCUAAUUGAUGAACUUUGUCAUAUUCCAUUCCAUGUGUGACCCCAUCUGACGGCUGUACCGAUACCCUAAAACUGUGUGCUGGGCUGAUUACAGGUUUAUAUAGUCUGUUUUCUGUGAAUGUGAAACAACAAUUCAGGGAUAUCUUUAUUUAUUAUAAUUAUUUCGGUUAUUGCUGUGGUGGAGUUUAUUUGUCCAACGUACAGUGUAUCUGUCAUCUGUUCAUGUGACUGUAUCUUACACCCCAUAUGCUUUGAUGGAAUCUUUUUAAUUGGCAUAAUAAAGUGUGGGAAUUGAAAUUAUUGCUUACAUAAUAAUUAAUAGUCUUAAUACUUUCUCAAACUAAUUGCCUGAUUAUGCAAUGACAAUUGUUGAUUAAGUCAAAUGUGAUAAAAAAUACAAUAAAUAAACAUUUUUGAAAAUAAAUUAUAUUGGUAUGCAGUGAUGAUCCAAAUGUUUUAAUAAUUUGAAUUUUUUUACAUUGUUAUAAUUAUAUGCUAAAAUUAUGUCACAAAACUAGAAUGCUUUGACAUUGUUAGAAGAGUUUUUGUUUUAAUGGCAUGCUCCUAUACACACCAGUUAAAUGUGUAGUGACAUCUUCACACUGGAAACUCUGGCUGGUUCUACAAAUCAAAUUGGCAAAGUAAUAUUUGUUUAACAACAAAACUACAUUUUACUUAUCACAAUUUGAUGUCUAAUAUGUUUAUUUGAACACAUCGGCUAUUAAGUGACAAAGGUAAAUACAGAAAUUAAUUUAUAAUCACCAUCAAUAUAAAAACUCAAAAGUUAAAUUCAAACAGUGAAACGAGAUGCAAAAAAUAGUCAUAGUGACAGUGGAAACGUGCUUCCAUCUCUUGGGCUACUUCCUGACAUUUGAUAACGGUAACGGUAGCAUUAAUACCUGGAUACUGGCGUGGUUAUCACCCAACACCCACACCUGUCCGAACAAGCAUUUUUUUAUCUACCAACACAAAUCAGUUUGAUGAUUGCGGUGCAUUCGAGAUUUCAUUCUUAGAAUCAGCUGGUAUGAAAACGUUUCAGAGGAAGACACAUUACAUUUUCAAACAUCAUAAUAUUCAUAAACACAAUGUUUACGGACAUUACUGUUGAGUAUUGUUCUUUUGGUGUGUUUUCACUUUAGUUUGAUUUCUGGACUUCUAAUGGUCUGACACUAGUGUUUUUGAUCAAUUGCUUAGAGUGACUUUCUGAUUUGUUAAAUUAUGCAUAAUAGCUAUAUUCCUCUAAAACUGAAUGACCUUGUACUAGACUAUGAUAGUUUGUGACAACAGAUUAUCUAAUAGCAUCUAUGAUAGUCUGUGACAACAGAUUAUCCAACAAAAGUGUAUGGUAGUUAUGACCACAGUUUAAAAGAACACUACUUGGUCUUGUUUUCAAAACUCACAAAUAUUUACUAGGGUUGAUUCAUUGUAGGAAGCCGUCACUCUUUGGAGUUUUUUUCUAUCGACUUUGGCCUUUGAAGUCUUCAGUAUUCUGUCAAAGCAUUUUAUUUUUGUGGCUGUAAUUUGGGUGGGGGUUUAUUACUACCCUUUAGCCAGUGGAAUGUUUAGAAUGCAUGAUUUUUGAAGUCACACCCUCGAUAAUAUCACAAAAGUUUUUGUCAGCAAUAAAAACAUUUAUUUAUGA
Messenger RNA from Gigantopelta aegis, 16548 nucleotides. RefSeq lists its product as uncharacterized. NCBI's taxonomy places the organism in Eukaryota, Metazoa, Mollusca, Gastropoda, Neomphalida, Peltospiridae. The transcript has 2 exons. The record is from RefSeq and is a predicted model, not a curated record. The coding region runs from base 284 to 4615 and encodes 1443 amino acids.